Morchella sextelata is the source of this 975-nucleotide messenger RNA. RefSeq lists its product as uncharacterized. The transcript has 2 exons. Gene Ontology annotation, biological process: peptidyl-histidine methylation, to form tele-methylhistidine. Gene Ontology annotation, molecular function: protein-L-histidine N-tele-methyltransferase activity. Bases 1 to 975 code for a protein of 324 amino acids. The record is from RefSeq and is a predicted model, not a curated record. Lineage: Eukaryota; Fungi; Ascomycota; Pezizomycetes; Pezizales; Morchellaceae.
AUGUCCUUCAAAUUCAACUUUUCCACCGGCGGCGACAGCGACAGCGACGAUGACACCCCCAUGACCGCCGCACCCGCCCCCGCCCCCGCCGCACCCACAGCCGCCCCUACCACGCCCGCGCAGCACCACACACUCGCCUCACUAAUUAGCACACUCCCCCAGAACAUCUCCUACACCACCCUGCAUCCCACCCCCCACAUCCGCCUCCCCCGCCGCGAGCUCUACGAUGUCCGCAUGCAGCUCAUGUCCGAAGACCCACUCUCCACCUCCACCACCCCAAACGCCCUCAUCGGCACCUCCGACAUCCACACCUCCGUCUACGAGGGCGGCCUCAAGUCCUGGGAGUGCUCACUGGACCUCGUCCAGCACCUCUUCAGCACUCCGCUGACACCCACCCCUACCCGCGUCCUCGAGCUCGGCUGCGGCACGGCGCUGCCGUCACUACAUCUCUUCCAGGCGGCACUGGUCAGUGGCACGCCUUGCAGCUUCACACUCGCAGACUACAAUGUGGAUGUGCUGCGGCUGGUGACGCUGCCGAAUCUGCUGCUGGUGUGGUGCAUGUUGCGCGCUGGGGCAGCGUGGGAGGAUGAAGGGGAUCUGGAGGUGACGCAGGAGCUAGUGGACGAGUUUGUGGCGACGCUGGAGAGCCGUGGGGUGGGUGUUGAGUUUGUGAGUGGUGGGUGGGGGGAGGGUAUGUUGGCGCUGUUGGGGGGUGCUAGGUUUGGGCUGGUGUUGGGGUCGGAGACGAUUUAUUCGCCGGCCACGUUGGGGCUGUUUACGGAUGUGCUGUUGGGGACCGUGGAGGAGGGAGGAAAGGGUUUAGUGGCGGCAAAGAGGAUAUAUUUCGGGGUUGGUGGAGGCGUGGGAGAGUUUCUGGAGGUAGUGGAGGCGAGGGGGGGGUGGGUGACGAGGAUGGUGAGGGAGGAGAAGGAGGUGGGCGUGGGGAGGUGCGUGGUGGAGGUUGUGAGGAAGUAG